Perkinsus marinus ATCC 50983 is the source of this 822-nucleotide messenger RNA. RefSeq names its product DNA replication licensing factor MCM6, putative. NCBI's taxonomy places the organism in Eukaryota, Perkinsozoa, Perkinsida, Perkinsidae. Gene Ontology annotation, molecular function: single-stranded DNA binding; single-stranded DNA helicase activity; ATP binding. Gene Ontology annotation, biological process: DNA replication; mitotic DNA replication initiation; double-strand break repair via break-induced replication. The record is from RefSeq and is a predicted model, not a curated record. The annotation marks the transcript as partial. Gene Ontology annotation, cellular component: MCM complex; nucleus. The transcript is spliced from 7 exons.
GUACUGAUCCUCGGUGAUCCGGGGCUUGCCAAGUCACAGUGCCUUAAAUUCGUCAAUAAGCUUUUCCAGCGCUCAGUGUACACCACGGGUAAGGGAGCUAGUGCCGUUGGUUUGACGGCAUCAGUUCGUAAAGACUAUCAAACUGGAGAGUACACGCUUGAGGGUGGAGCUUUGGUAUUGGCUGAUAGUGGUAUUUGCCUGAUCGAUGAGUUUGAUAAGAUGAAUGAUGCUGAUCGUACCUCCAUCCAUGAGGCUAUGGAGCAGCAGAGUAUAUCUAUAUCUAAAGCGGGUAUUGUGGCAUCCCUCUCAGCCAAGUGCUCAGUCGUAGCAGCUGCCAACCCUGUCGGAGGCCGAUACAACCCUAGUCUUACCUUCACUGACAAUGUAGAUCUCACGGACCCCAUCUUAUCCCGUUUCGAUGCUCUAUGUGUGAUACGAGAUGAGAUUGAUAUAUUCCAAGAUGAGCGUCUGGCCGACUUUGUCGUGUGUACCCAUAUGCAAAACCAUCCCCGUGAGCCUAGCGACAACGUGAGGCCUCGGAACCAGGAGACGGAAGCACUAUACGAACCCAUCGAUCAAGACCUCCUCAGGAAGUAUAUUCUCUAUGCAAGGACGAGUGUAUUCCCCAAGAUAUCGGAUGUGGAUGCAGACAAGUUGGCCAACUUCUACAAGGAAAUCAGAUCAGCUGCCUCUGAUAGUCACGGGCUUCCCAUGACGGUCAGACAUAUAGAGUCGAUGAUUCGUAUGGCUGAGGCAAGUGCUAAGAUGGAGCUUAGAGACUACGUCACAGUAGACAUUGAUCAUGCUAUAGCCACUAUGCUG